GCAGUUCACUGCAGAUUGAAAUGGGGAACUGGAGCUCCAAGCCCGAUGUUAAAACUCAAGAACUUGAAACUCCAUGGAGGACAGUGACUUGGGGGAAAGCAAAGAAAGACUCUUUAAUAGAGGAUAUGAGGAAGAUCCAACCGUGCACAAAAAAUCUGAAAUGCUUGAGGAUGAUUGUGGUUGGCCCAGCUGGUUCAGGAAAAUCAAGUUUUAUAAACUCUGUUAAUAAUGCCUUCCAAGGACGGAUAACUAGCAAUGCAUUGAGUGAUGCCAUUGAAAGUGGUAAAAGUUUCACCAAAAAAUAUUGUGAAUUUGAAAUUAAAACGGGAAAUUUAAAAUUGUCUACUUUCUUCAAUGAUAUGAUGGGCCUGGAAAUAGAAAGUAACAAAGGAUGCCAUCCAGAGGACAUCUUCAAAGCCAUAAAUGGGUUCAUGAAAAAUGGACAUAUGUUUAAUCCAGAAAAGCCAAUAUCUCCAGAAGAUCCGGACUAUAAUAAAAACCCAGAUCUCUCUGAUGAGACCUACGGCAUGGUUUAUGUUUUAGCUGCUGAAAGAAUUAAGUUGGCAGAGGAUGCAAUUUUGAAAUUAAGAAACAUUCGUGAGAAAGUUAGUAUGACUUGGGGGUUGCCUCAGAUCAUUGUCAUAACAAAUGUGGAUCAAGCAUGUCCUUUGGUACAAAAAAAUGUACAGAAGAUAUACCUCAGCAAGAAAAUCAGAGAGAAGAUGGAAUGGUGCAGUGGUUCACUGGGUGUUCCAAUGUGUCACGUCUUUCCAGUGAAGAACUACCAUGAAGAAAUUGAAACCAAUGAUGACAUGGAUGUUCUGAUUUUACAGGCAUUCAAACAAAUUAUGGAGCUUGCCAAUGAUCACUUAGAAAUUCGUAUAAAAAACAAAGACAACCAGAAUGUGAAAGAGAAACAGCCAAAAUCUAAGUGAGAAAUUGUUUGUCAUUGUUAAAUGAUGAUUUAAACAAUCUAUUUGGCAUGGUGAUUAUUUGUAUGACCUAAUGUCUUAAAACACCACUUAUUUUAAAACAUGCCGUUAAUUAAUAUGCAUAAUAAAUUACCAUAUAUUAUUUUAAAUCAGGGAAAGUUAAUUUGGUAACACUUUACAAAAAGGUUGUAUUUGUUAACAUUAGUAAAUGCAUUAGUUAACAUUAACUAAACGAACAAUACUUCAUUUAUUAAUCGUAGUUCAUGUUAUUUUUCAGCCUAAUAGAUUAUUCAAAUAAAAGUUGUAACUGCUAAGAUUAAUUAAUGCACCAUGAACAAAUGUGAAUAACUGUAUUGGCAUUAACUAACAUUAACAAAGAUUAAUAAAUGCUGAUUACUAUAUUGAUCAUUGUUAAUUCAUAUUAUCUAAGGCUAAAAUUAACAAAUUCAACCUUAUUGUAAAAUGUUACUGGUAAUUUUACACACUUAUAGAAUAACUAUAUGUAACCAGUGUAUACCAUAAUUUAGUGUUAAGGGUAAAAUCUAAUGGAGAAAUGUUUUCUUUUUUGACUGUCCACCAAAUGUACUGCUUUUAUCCCCAAUUUUUAAAUGCAAUAACAAUAAA
Paramisgurnus dabryanus is the source of this 1556-nucleotide messenger RNA. Its product is annotated as interferon-induced protein 44-like. The record is from RefSeq and is a predicted model, not a curated record. NCBI's taxonomy places the organism in Eukaryota, Metazoa, Chordata, Actinopteri, Cypriniformes, Cobitidae. Gene Ontology annotation, biological process: immune response.